Messenger RNA from Ruditapes philippinarum (Manila clam), 8876 nucleotides. Its product is annotated as ankyrin-3-like. The transcript is spliced from 25 exons. The coding region runs from base 485 to 4153 and encodes 1222 amino acids. NCBI's taxonomy places the organism in Eukaryota, Metazoa, Mollusca, Bivalvia, Venerida, Veneridae. Gene Ontology annotation, molecular function: protein binding. The record is from RefSeq and is a predicted model, not a curated record.
AAAUUUUGUCUACAAAGAGAACAGAAAAUAUUGAAAUACAUUUCAUAUUAAUUUCGUAAAAAAUUGACGGUUCAGUAUUCAGAAAAGAUCAAAAUAUUCAACAUGGCUGGAAGGUUUCUGUUAUAAAAAGAUUUUGAUUCAUCAACAACAUUUUGAUUCAUCAAGCUUCUACCAACCAAGAUGUCCUCAACAUUCCUACAAAGCUUCUAUAUGCUCCUGAUCAGUCACCUGCCUACCUCUCCAAGGACAAUUAAUCUCUACCCGAAAUAAUUUCCUUCCAAACCUAAACCAUGUUUCCCAAAGUAAAAAAGAUAUUUAUGAUAAAUUAUCAAAUUAGCAGAACCUACAAUUUUCCUUGCCAAACUGAUAAAUGUUUAUGUGUUUUGUUAAAAUUUCAUCAGAAUGUAUUAAUAUUGACUUGAUUAAAAUCAGAUGAUACAGUCACCCUAUCAUUUGUUUAGAUACCUGAUAUAAUUUUUCAAAAAUGAUUGGUUAUUGUCCAAAUUCUUUGAAUGAAACAUUAUUUUACCAUCAGGAAAGUAUUGGCCUGCGUAAGGGUUCCAGGAAACCAGAAAAAGAAUUUGAAUCGUCACACAGUAGUGCUGGGGAAGAGCAGGACUUUGUAAACCAGGUUGAAGAGUUUUCUCAGUCAGUUGAUAUCUCAAAUCAGCGUACAAGAUCUGCAUCCACAGCAUCAGACACAAGCUCAUUUGUUCAGUCUGUACAAGUAGUGCCGUCAUCAAGCUCUGAAGGAAAAUAUGCGAUAUAUAAAAGUGUUCAUGAUUAUAUUGACCCAUCAAGACUUGCAACAGAUUCUGAAGUAAAAUACUCAUUUUUAUCAUCUUUACAAUAUGGUCAUAAUAUAAGUAACCCAGAACUUCGACAACAAAGAUUUGAAAAUGAUUACUCUGACUGGAAAAUGAGAAAACGUAGUUUAUUGAGUAGGUCUUCAAAGAAUGGAUCAAGUUCAGGAAGCAGGUUUUCCUCUUCAAGUAAUUCCUCAGGAAAUUUUAGCAACAAAAAUUGCCAGUGUGGCCAGUUUCAUUCCCAUGUGUUCAAACCAGAACAUAGAAAAAUGUCCAAGUUAGUCAUACCAGUGCCGGAAGAACAAUCUCCUGUUAAGAAAACAUCUGACAUAUUACACGGAAAUGAAAAUCAAAAAGUAAUCUCAAACAUAUUUUGGAAGCCACAGCUUAGUUUUUCUGAGUAUAAACAUGGUUGUGAUCUUGUCAAGUUUCAAAGCCUGUGGCCAUCAAAGUCUACAAUCAAAAGUUUGCUUGAAGAGGGCAUGGAAUGUGUUGAGCGGGAUGACUUUGGACUUAGAGGUGCAAUAUCGGAACUUUGUGUACUUGUGACGGUAGAUGGCCCUGUGUAUAUUCUCCAGUCACUCUUAGAAAUGAAAUAUAUAAGGCUAGAUUAUCAGUUUGAGAAUGAUGCUGGACUGUUACAUCUUGCAUGUGUUCUACAGAAUCUUGAAGCUGUACAACUUAUCACACAACUUGGUGUUUCUUCAAAAAUCAAAGAUAGAUCAGGUAAAACAGCGGGUGAAGUUUGUACAUGUCCAAAGAUAAAGAAACAGUUAAAUACAAAGUUCCUGUCAGACAGAAUUAAAAAUCUUACAAUAAUCAAACCAGGACUGCAAGAUAAAGAUGCUAUUUUUAAACUAGCAUCAAACCCAAAGUGUCUGUAUGAACUGCAGAAAAGAUUACAGACAUUUUACUUUGAUGUAAAUGGAGAUACAAAAGGUGGUGAUUAUCUCAUACAUGUGGUAGCCAAGACAGGAAUAUGUCAGCUACCAGUGUUGAUGUCAUUGGUUCGUCUGCAACAUGCUGACAUUAAUCUGUGUAAUUCAGACGGUCUUACUCCACUAAUGAUUGUUGCCAGGGAUGGUGAUAGUAACUAUUGUGAUAUAUUAAUGUGUGUAUUGGGAGCAGAUCCAAAUAAACAGAAUGAGGAGAAUGGAAGAACAGCUCUACAUUAUGCUGUUAGCCAUAACCAUGUUAACGUUGUCAAUUGUCUUGUAAAGCGUGGGGCAGACGUAAAUGUUGAGGAUAAAGAUAAAUGUCGUCCUGACGAUGUCACGUUGCUUAGCAACUCAACAGAAGACUGUAAAGAAAUUGUUCAGUUACAUAGAGAGCAGAGAUGUCAGCAUCUUAGUUCCAUGGUUAAAAAUGCUGAACAGUUAACUGUAGAUACUAGUGCAGUUUUUGCAAUUAUUGAAAAUGAGGAUGCUGUUUAUCCUAUUGACUUGCGUCCAACAGAUCUGACAGUUGUAGACUCGGACUACAAUACUUUAAUCAUGGUAGCUGCUUCAAAUGCAAAAAUUCACAACUUAGAAACAUUACUCAGUGUGUCCAAAGAUACCAUAGAUGCUCAGCAUACCCAGACUGGAUUAACUGCUCUGGCUAUGGCAGCAAAGGCUGGUCAUGAUGCAUGCUGUGAUAUUCUUCUUGGGAGUGGGGCGUGUGCCACUAUACAGGAUAUGGAUGGAUUUCUACCAAUACAUCAUGCAGUUUUACAGAGCCAUGAAAAAGUUGUGGAGGUGUUUAGACAACAUUUUCCUGUUGCCUAUGUGGGACUGUUUAAAAGUUUGAGGUAUUGUAGGAAGUCAUCCAUCCACGACAUUUUGAAUGUGAUGUUUGAAAAGAGACAAGCAGAGAUGAUAAUACCUCAGCUAAGACUGUCUGCCAUGGAUGGAAAUGCUGAAAAACUGUUUUGUUUAUUAGAGGAUGGAGACAAUGUAAAUUCAAAGAGUGAUCUCAGUAGUCAGUCAGUAUUAUUUGCUGCUGUAGAGAAUAGGCAUGUUGAAGUUGUCCGUCUCCUUGUGGAGAAAGGAGCAGACUUAAAAAAGAGAGACAUAAGAACUGCUAAUACAGUAUUACAUAUAGCAUCACAGACUGGUCACCUAGAAACUGCCAACUAUUUGCUGCCAUUUUGUAAAGAGUCAGAGAAUCAGUCCAGUACUAGAAAUAGGUUGGAUAUUAAUGCAGUAAACAAUGAUAAGAAAACAGCAUUACAAAUAGCCUCAGAAAAAGGCUAUAUACAGUUGACUAGUCUGCUGAUAGAUUUUGGAGCUACCACAGCGUUACUGGACUCCAAAGGUUCACUGUACACUUCCCCGGAGUUUGAAGGGGCACGAGUCCUCAUUGAAGGUCAUCGGAAUGAGCAUACACAAGCUGUGAUGAAAUUAGUCUCUGAUAAAUCCAGGAAAGCUCCGUUUUUGCUAAUAAAGAUAUGGGUGCCACGAUUUGACCACAACUUGCGAGACAAGAAUGGAGAUACUCCUUUAAUGGUGGCUUGUAGAUCAGGGAGACUAGAAACGGUGAAUUUUCUGCUUCAGUCUGCUGUCUAUGCCAACCAAAUCUCAGAUGAUGAUUUAGAUAACUCUGAUACAGACUCUGGUGUGCUUGAUUUACCUCCCUGGAAAUCACGAAUAGAAACCAUCAAUGAGGACUUAAUGAAGUCAUUAGAAAGAUCUGGGGAGAAUGAAUAUCUACCUAAUCUAGCUCAAAGUUAUGAUAGACCAGCCGGUGCAAACUGUGAUUUCUCAACUUCUCUAAAUCCCAGCAACUUGGCAAAUACAUUACCUGGAUCAGUUUAUGCAAAGAUGGAACAAAACAAAGUCAGCUCCUACCUCACUGAUGUUGAGAGGCCAAAAGGACUUUACAUAUAUCAUGAUGGUAUAGUGAGCCAUAUUUGUGCUGUGAAUUUAUUUGAUGGAAACACUCCUCUACAUCGUACAAUUGAAGGUGGCGACAAUGUUGCCAUAGCAACUGCAUUGAUUGAAGCAGAUGCAGCGGUUAUCAACAUGCAGAAUGAUGCAGGACUUACACCAAUCCAUCUUGCAUGUAAACUUGGCAGAAAAAAGAUCCUAGAAAGAUUACUGAUGGUACCUGGAAUAGAUCUAAAUUUACCUACUCUCAAUGGUCAUUUACCAGAGGAAGUUACCACUAAUAAAACACUUAUUAAGAUGGUACAGAAAGUGCGUAAAGAACAACCUGUCAGGCAGCCCCCAACACCUGAAGAUGCGUAUCCGAGCAGUGUUAGUGUUCAGAUGCAGGAGUCUUUACCAUCAGUUCGUAGUAGAGGAGGCGAGACUGUUAUAAGCUUUGAUAAAAUCAACGAUCUGUAUAACACGCUGAAAGAUACUUAGAAAAAAAAUAUAUUACUGUUAAGAUUUCAUUGUUAUAUUGAACAGUAUUGACUGUAUUUGAUUAUAAAGGUUCAUUUACACAUGCUAAAGUAAUGAGACAGGCCUUUACCUAGCCGUUUUGGGGAAAAGUACCUUGCCCAGUUUCGGAAUUAUUGCGUUGUAAAAUUGCUUAAUUGGGAAAAAUAUAUGGUACCUUUCGAAACAACUUUCAUGCUCUUUUGGCAUAGUAUUUUGAUUUGUGCAAAAUUGUUUAUUCCAACAAAUGCAAAUGUCAUUCAAAGCAUAAAAAUCAUUAAAAUUUGACAAUGAAUUGUGUGCAAACAUCUAUCUGAUACCAUACUGGAAUGAACUCUAGCAAAUUUGUCAGUUUUGAUAUUGAGAAUAUUAGUUCAAUUGGGAUUUUAUGCCAUUGGGAUAGGGUCCCAUAAUCUGACCUGUGGUAACACUGGGGAAAGGCGUGCGAGAGCUCCAUAAUGGUGGAUUAAAACAAUUUGUAUCCAAGAAAUUUGGUUUUAAAUAUUUAGAUAUUUUAACUUAUUUAUAAUAUCACUGAUAAAAUAAUGUACUGUAUAUCAGGUGUUUUUUGUGUGAAUAUCUAAUUUUUGAUAUAUUCGCGGGUGCUAAAUAUCGCAGGAAGUAGAUAUGUUAAAAUUAAGUCAAAUUUAAUAGAAGAAAUUUGCAUGUUUUUGUAACUGGAUUUUCUACUUUACUUCAGUUAUUUACAAAGAUUAUAAGUGCCAUUUGCAGUAUGUAAAUUACUUUCUUUGUUUGCUAUACAAUAUUUUACUUUUAAAUGCAAUAUUAAAAUUUUCAUGAAAAUUAGCAUGAAUGGCAUAUGCUGCUUUGAAAAUAAGGUUAGAUAAAAUAAUACCAAAUGCUUGCCUGUUAGAAAAAUUGUAAAUAAAAUUUAAUAUGUGUAAAAUAGAGUGAUGUUACUUUGUCAGCAGAAAUAAAAUGUGAAAAACAGAAUCUGGUAAAGCAAAGGUGCUAAAAUUAAAUUACUGCUAAAGAUCCCGAAAUUUGAUGUGCACAAAAAAUUCUAGUCCUGAUAUACAGUAUAUGGUUCACUAAAGACAGUAGGUUUCUAUUUACAGUGUCUGCUAGAUAAUUUAAGUUAUCAUUCGUGAUUGAUUCUAGACUUUAGAUAGAUAACCAUUAAACUCAAAAGGGCUUAACCUAAUGUUGAAAGAGCCUGUACCACAACCUGUUUCUUUUGUUGUUUAUUUAUUAUUAUUUUGCAUAAUGUUUUGCAUAAUGUUUUACAUGUAUUCAAACAUGCAUAUUCAAACUUAUAAUGAAGCCCUCUUAAUAAUGGCUCUUGAAUGAUCAAUAACUGAUGAACUUUGUUAAUAUUUACCUUAAUGUGCUUCAUGUUUGCUACAUCCUGUUUCAUUGUGAUGUAAUUAUUUAUAAACAUGGUUGUUGCCAAUUUAUGAAUUUAUUUUAAUUUUGAUAUAAAGAUUAAAUGUUCAGUAUAUUUAAUUAUUUAUGAAGAUUUUUAUGUAUAUCUCAGCAGUUCUUUUUGGACUUGUCUUUUUCAUACAUGAAUAUUUUAAUUUCAAAAGAAAGUCACUUUAUCUUAUGGCAAUCUUUUUAGUGUUGUUGUUGUUUUUUUGUUUCUGUUUUUUUUUAAUAUUUAAACAGCAGUUGUCUUACUUUUCACAUUGACAUAUUUCUUUGAUUUUUAGAUGUAGGAUUUACUCCCUUCACAACAGAAAAUUUUCUUGCCAGCUUUAUAUCUAAAAUCAAUCAAGAAAAAAAAUGAUAACAAGAAUUGUUACUGAAAGUAAACCAAUGAUAAUUUGACUUCAGGAAAGUAAAAACCAGUUACUUAAAACCAAUACCAAUAUUGAUUCUUUAUUUCUCUAGUGCAGUGUUAAAUAUUAGGUACAAAACCUAUAAACUUCAAGUGUAAACACAUAACACUUCAGCCAAUAUAGGACAUAUUUAUCUAUUAUUUAAUCUUUCAACUACUGUGUACAUGAAGACACAAACAUAAGAUGUUCAGCCAAAUGAUGUCAUAAAAACUGUUGAUUUCCUUUUAGCAUUUAACUGUACAUGUGCAAUACAUACGGAAUAUUAUGUUGUAAUAGCUAUCAAUUUGUAGUAGAUAUCAAUUUUCCAAUGUUGCGAGUAGCAAAAUGCGUAGCCUCAGAAAGCUAUUACAACAUAAUUUUCCUUUUAUUAUAUACCUUUUCGUUCAAAGUAAAAAUGAUUUUUAUUAUACUACACUUCUAUAAGAAAUUUCAGAAAAUGAAAUUUAGCUGUCAAGAAAUAAAUUUAUGACUGACGGAUGAAAACGUAAUUUUGGCAAAACAGGUCAUGCCUUUUAUAAUUUUGGUUCACGUUUCAAAAUGCUAUGUUAUACACAUCGAAGAUCGGAACCAACGUCAAAAAUAGUCUGGCUCUUCCAUAUAUGGUACGGUAUUUGUCACUAACAUAAUACAGAAUUUUUUAUCUGUUGAAGCUUACUUGCCCUUCAAGAUAUGCAUGUAUAUUAGGGAGAAAAUUAAAAGGUAUAUAAUAAAUUAUUUUAUUACACUAAGUGAUCAAUAUCAUUGUAAAAUUAUGUAAAAUAUUUGAAAACAUAUCAUUAAAAAUACAUGUAUAUCAUGUUUACUGUUUAACAUUUUGAAAGCUUAGGUAUUGUAUACACUUUGGUAAUCUUUUUUAUAAAUCUAUUAAAAGCCUGUUUCAUUCAGUUUCAUCUGGCUGUAUAUAAACAUAGUUUGAAAUACAACUAAAGCCAUUAUAUGCAAACAAUCAUUUGAUCCAGUGAAAAUCUUCACAACUAAUAAUAUACAAAUAAUAAAUACAGGAAAAAGCUGAAAGUAUACAUUUUCCCUCUUAUUUCAAAAAGCUUUUCUGAGACUCCCAUUUUGCACUUUUCAUGUAAAUAUGAAAGGUUUUUUACCACAUUAUUACAGUGUCAAUUUCAUUUUAACCUUGUUGUCACUUUCACAGUUCAAAGUAUAAUCAAACUAUAAAUUGGAGGAAAUUAUUUUUCAUAUAAGUGAGAAUGUUUAAACAUUAUUAGGUUAAUUUAUACCUCAUUGAUUUGUGUAACUUGCCAUUGCUUUUUUCUUCAAUACUGUAACUUAAAGUGAUUUCAGUGUAACAGUAUGAGAAUAAUUGUCUUUAAUAGAAAAAAAUGUGAUGAAAAAUUUUAUACAGUGUUUUACAUAUAAUCAGGGAUUUUCAAAUGUACUUGUUCAUUCCAACUUUUGAUCGUAAGGAAAAUGUUAUAAACCAAUCAUGUAUUUAUUUCUUUAUAUUACACAGAUUUAAGAUAAACUAAAUGUUGAUUUUGCUGGGUGUGUUUUCUAACUUAAUGCAAGUCUUUCUUAGAAGACAUUCAUUUUAGAUUCGAUAUAUACUGUACUGUUUAAUAUUUUAUUGUAUUGUUGGCCUAACCUCGAGACAGGCAGAGUUAUUUAAGUGCUUGAAUUAACCAUAUAUUUUGAGAUGCUCUUUUUGAUGGAUUCUUGUAUUACAUGUUUUGAUGUUGGUAUAUAAGUGCAAUAUUGAUGAAUGUUAUACAGCAGUGAAUUGUAACCCCAACCAUAACCUCAAGGCAGUACAGGUGCUAGUGUCCCCAAACUGAUCUUGUUUUUGUUAUAGAGUAAAAUGUAGGGAUUUAAUAUCUGUCUUUUUUUGAAGGGCCUUUACCAAGGGUUUGAAAAUUCAAAGUCCUACUAUUCCUUAGGGAUGGGGCCCACUCAAAUUGAUUGGUGCAUUAUUAAGUUAAAUUUGUUUAAUCAGCAGGAUUGUUAUUGAAAUUACCAUUUGAUAUUAAAAUAAAUUAUGUGAAAAAUGUUAAUAUUAUUUUAUUUAAAUAUAAGAUGUAUUGUAUUGUUAAAACUGUUUGCCUCCAGAUGAGUAUAAAACAUUUGUUUUUUUUCCCAAAAAACUCAGAGUUUAAGCACUGUCCAUGAAAUUAAAAGUGACAGAAAUAAUAUUUUUACCAUAUAUAAUAGACUAGCAACUUAUUCUGUAAUUUUUAACACAUUAAGUAACUAAUGUAAUUGUUGAUAGUGUUUUGGACUACAUGUAGUUUUAUUGAUAGUGUCUUAGACUAAAUGUGGUUUAUGAAACCCUGAGGUGGUCACUGUCCAGGUAUAUAAAAAUGUAGCUUAUAGAUGAUUGAUGGUUAAUUUUGUAUACUUUAAUAUUUUUGCGAUAAGAACAAUUAUUAUUAAAAAAAACAACGUAAAAGUGAACAAGAAUGUGGAAGGAUGCUGUUUUAAUGAUAUCAGUAAAUUGAUAUACAAAGACUUUUCGUUUUGUAUUGAUGUUAAGAUAUGUCAUUACUUCCAUAGAUUAUUUUGUGAUUAUAUGCAAGUAUAUUCUUGUUGUGCUUAUAUUUUGUCAAAAUUGGUCAGGGAUAAUUUAUUUGAUUUGUAUUUUUAAUCAAGAUAUUGAUUAAAUGGCCCUUUAGAUUCUUCUUUAGAAGUGUUUCUGUAUUGUUUUACAUGUGUUCAUCUGUAAAUUACUAAUAUUUUCACAAUAGCUGAACUGUUGAGUUGUUGUUGAUGAAAAAAAGAAGAUGAAAACUAGAAAGUCUGAUUAGGAUAAUUGCUUGCCAAUUUGUGACUGAAAUAUUGUAAAGAAAAUGCCAUGUUUGUUCAAACUAAUUACUUGUCUUAAUUGAAGUUGUUUGUUUACUGUUGUUGAAUAUGAAUUUGUUUGUUGAGAAGAUAUUUAUUAAAGAAAAUAUUAACAA